Molecule: messenger RNA, 1894 nt
Organism: Pogoniulus pusillus (Red-fronted tinkerbird)
Lineage: Eukaryota; Metazoa; Chordata; Aves; Piciformes; Lybiidae
Gene: RNF144B
Product: ring finger protein 144B
Exons: 8
Coding region: 300-1211 (303 amino acids)
Biological process (GO): positive regulation of proteasomal ubiquitin-dependent protein catabolic process; protein polyubiquitination; ubiquitin-dependent protein catabolic process
Cellular component (GO): mitochondrial membrane; ubiquitin ligase complex; cytoplasm
Molecular function (GO): ubiquitin protein ligase activity; zinc ion binding; ubiquitin conjugating enzyme binding
Source: RefSeq, a predicted model, not a curated record
GUGCUUUUAAGAUAUAAUGGCAGCAUGCUCUUAAUAGCAGGGAGGGGAUGAGCUAUCAGAGUGGCUGGGAGACAAGUCCUGCUGCAGUCCUAAAAAGAGUCCAGCUGUCAGACACCCAGAGAAGAGGAAGGGUGUGUGAGAGCAGGCUGCCUCGGCUCCUGGUGGUGAGCUUCACGGGUUUGUGACAUCGUGGUUCUUGAGAACGCUGGAAUCCUGGAAUCAGUGCAGCUAUUCAAAGUCACACAGCUGGCAGUGAAUGCUACUCUCCUUUCAAGGCUGAGUGGGCCAUUAAUGAGUGAAUGGACUCUGCUGGGAAGGCUUGUCCUCACACCAUGACAACUGAUGAGUCAGAACCUGGUGAGCUAGCUCUGGAGCCGCUGCUCACUUGCAAGCUAUGUCUCUGUGAAUAUUCCCUGGAUAAGAUGACCACUCUUCAGGAAUGCAACUGCAUCUUUUGUACAUCGUGCCUAAAACAGUAUAUGCAGCUGGCAAUUCAAGAAGGCUGUGGUUCUCCUAUCACAUGUCCAGACAUGGUAUGCUUAAACCAUGGGACUCUACAGGAAGCAGAGAUUGCCUGUUUGGUGCCUGUUGACCAGUUCCAGUUAUACAAGAGGCUGAAGUUUGAACGAGAAGUCCACCUGGAUCCCCAGAGAACGUGGUGCCCUGCAGCUGACUGCCAAAUGGUGUGCCAUAUUGCACUGAGUGAGUCAGGAGCACCAGUGCCAGUGGAGUGCCCAGCUUGCCGCCUGACAUUCUGUUCUUCUUGCAAGGAAGCCUGGCACCCACAGCGUCUAUGCCAGGAAAACCUAUCUACUCCAGUACUAACUGAACAGGGAUCCCUUAUUGGAACAGAGACAGAGGCACCAAUUAAGCAGUGCCCGGUUUGCCGGAUAUAUAUUGAGCGGAAUGAGGGAUGUGCUCAGAUGAUGUGCAAGAACUGCAAGCACACGUUUUGCUGGUACUGUCUACAGAACUUGGAUAACGAUAUCUUCUUAAGGCAUUAUGACAGAGGCCCUUGCAGAAACAAGCUGGGCCACUCGCGAGCCUCAGUGAUGUGGAACAGAACGCAGGUUGUGGGGAUUCUUGUUGGACUAGGUAUCAUAGCAUUGGUGACCUCUCCCUUGCUGCUUGUGGCAUCUCCCUGCAUCAUCUGCUGCAUUUGCAAGUCUUGUCGAAGCAAAAAGAAAAAACAUAGCCCACCAACAACCUAAAACUCAGUCUGUUGGAGCCUCCAUAUGUACAGCAUAUGUAUGUAGGAAAGCACAAUGGUUGUGUAUUGGUGCCAUACCUACCUUUCCUGCCAAUUCUGAGGAUAAGUGCCUAUUCUUUACAGGCUACUCUAUCACUAACCAGUCCCAGUGAAAAGUCUAGAUAAUUGUGCAGUACCUACAGUAUAAGCUUUUGCUUCAUUAAAGGAAAAUGGGACAUCAUUAGGUAGUGCAUACUCUUCAAUAUGAGCCAUCUUUUCAGACCUCUAAAACUUUACCGUCUUCAUCAGCUGCACACGACUUGGUCCUGCAGUAUUAUCCUGCCCUUGCAGUCCCAGUUGUUACUGCCAUGUUUUCUGUUGAUUCUUGUUGAUGCUCAGAUUUCUCAGAAAGUUGUGGAUGUUUUUAAAAGGAGGAGAGGGAAAAGCCUGAUGUAGUUCUGUCUGCUAACUUGUGUCCUGUUAAAGGUAGCAAACUGUUAAGAAAAUGUAUUUGGCAGUUUCUUGUCGACUGGUUGCCAUGGCAUUUCUUUCAGAAUUGAAAUCAAUUUGAUUUAUGCUACUGAUCUCAAAUAAGUAAACCAUCAAAACUAUUUCCAUCUAAGACAAGGCUCUCCUUUGAGCAACUGGACUAUCUUAAGAAAAUUGUUAUUUUCUCAGAUCAAACAUGACAGAUUUUCAUUGAAA